Molecule: messenger RNA, 1424 nt
Organism: Scatophagus argus
Lineage: Eukaryota; Metazoa; Chordata; Actinopteri; Scatophagidae
Gene: kctd14
Product: potassium channel tetramerization domain containing 14
Exons: 4
Coding region: 103-825 (240 amino acids)
Biological process (GO): protein homooligomerization
Molecular function (GO): protein binding
Source: RefSeq, a predicted model, not a curated record
AAACCCUCAGGUCCGGGUUUAAGCCACGCCCCCUGCCUCCUACCUGUCGAAAAGUGCAAAAACUUUCUCCUGCUCUCACCUGGACUGAACAUUUGAGUGAAGAUGAGUCUGCCGGACUACAGAUCAGCUGAAAAACAGUCGUCACCCGCGGCUCCAGCUCCAGUUGUGCAGCUGAACGUCGGGGGUCACCUGUUCAGCACGUCACUGAGCACGCUCAGGAAACAUCCCGACUCCAAGCUGGCCGAGCUGUUUGGCGGACAGUCCAAACUACACGCCGACGCACAGGGACGUUUCUUCAUCGACCGCGACGGUUCGCACUUCGGUGUCAUCCUCGAGUUCCUGAGGUCGGAGCAGCUGCCCACAGAGAACAUCCAGGAGGUCCACAGGGAGGCGGUGUACUAUAACAUCAAACCGCUGAUCAAACGUCUGGAGGAAACUCCUCAGCUGUUUGGGGAGCUGGUGGGAAGGCAGCAGUUCCUCUCCAGAGUCCCGCACUACAAAGAAAACAUCGAGGUGCUGAUUCGUAUCGCCAGAGCCGAGGCCAUCGCCACCCGCCACUCCACCAUCAUGAUCUGCGUGCUGCGGACGGAGGAGGAUUUGGGUUUCUACGAGAACGCCAUCAACAGCCUGGAGGCGGAUAAGGAGUCGGUGGUGACGUUCGGACCGUGGAAGGCCGUCCCGUCCGUCAAAGACCUGCUUGACUGUGUAAAGAUGGACAUCGAGAGUCAGGGCUACAGCGUGAACAUCCAGCAUCACGUCAUGGAGAAGAGCUUCCUGUCCAGGAGCUACAACUUCUUCUACAAAGUCGUGUUCACCUGGUGGUGAUGAGACGGGCUGCGUUCCUGUUUUUAAUCGGCGCAGAAGUGAAAGCUGUACAUACUGUUUCUGAAAAUGACCAACAGCCUUGUGAUAAAUAACAUUUGUUCAAAGCUGGUUCGGUUUUUCCUACACACUUUGAAGUCAUGCUGCAUGUAAAAAAAAAAAAAAAAGAAAUUAAAGGGAGUUUUGAUUUGGAACAUCUUAGACACAGGAGGUCAGUGAAACGUCUGUAGAUAAUGAACUUGUCUGAAACGUGUUGAAUCUCUGUUAGACAUGUUUUAGAAAUGUCCAUUAGAUGCCGCUGUGUCUUCAAAUAGUUUGCCUCCUUACAGGAAGCUAAGGGUUAGUGAGGUAAGCAAAUGUAAUUAAAUUAUCCCAAACAUCCUAACAGGUAACAUUACAGCAGUCUGAGAGCCUGCAGGGGGGGUCUGAUCUAAACAUCCCUUCCAAGAUGUCACGAUUUCAAACACACAUAAGUUUCUCCUUUACAAAAAUAUCACGAAUUCCACGAAAAGGGUCCUCGACCGCAGAGGAAGCUCUCGGCGUCCCUAAGAAACUCCUUUGUGCUGGUGUUUAAAAUAAAAAACUAACCUGAAUCUCUCUCA